AUGGCGAUUGGAGGGACCAUUAUCGACUUUGUGGUCGCAUCUAGCUCAAGCACUGCUCGCGAGGUGCUUAAAACUCAUGAUCAUGUUUUAGCCUCUCGACCCACACUCUUAGCCAUUGAGAAAAUUUGUUACAAUUCGAGCGGCAUUGGCUUCUCCCCGUACAGUCCUUAUUGGAGACAGCUACGUAAGAUUUGUACUCAAGAGCUUCUAAGCACUAAGAAGGUUAAAUCUUUAAGCUUCAUCAGAUAUGAAGAAGCUCAAAAUAUUCUAUAUAAGAUCAAAAGAAUAGCUGGAUCUCCGAUGAACCUAACGGAGAUGUUUCAAGAAGUUACUAACAGUCAGAUAACUAGAACUGCAUUUGGAAAAGAAUGUACGAGCCGACAAAGGUUCAUAUUAGCCAUGAAGGAGACUAUCAAGCUUCUUCCGAUGUUAAAGGCUGCCGAUUUAUUUCCAUAUUUUAGCUCUCUUAUUAGCUUUUUGGAUGGGUCAAGCUACCAAAUGAAGAGGCUGCGUCGAGAGAUGGAUUAUGUCUUGGAUGAGAUAAUUAUGGAGCAUAAGGAAAAGAAAGUAGUUACGCAUGAAAUGGAGGAAGAUUUGGUCGAUGUUUUGCUGAGGAUUCAAGAGAAAGGAGAGUUGCAGGUCCCCUUAACAACGGAUAAUGUCAAAGCUGUGAUCUUGGAUCUGCUUGUAGCUGCAAUUGAGAUGACAUCAAACACACUGUGUUGGAUCAUGUCGGAGCUAAUAUGUCAUCCAUAA
This is a messenger RNA of Dendrobium catenatum, 756 nucleotides long. Its product is annotated as premnaspirodiene oxygenase-like. The transcript has 3 exons. NCBI's taxonomy places the organism in Eukaryota, Viridiplantae, Streptophyta, Magnoliopsida, Asparagales, Orchidaceae. The record is from RefSeq and is a predicted model, not a curated record. The coding region runs from base 1 to 756 and encodes 251 amino acids. Gene Ontology annotation, molecular function: heme binding; oxidoreductase activity, acting on paired donors, with incorporation or reduction of molecular oxygen; monooxygenase activity.